Molecule: messenger RNA, 27602 nt
Organism: Mirounga angustirostris (Northern elephant seal)
Lineage: Eukaryota; Metazoa; Chordata; Mammalia; Carnivora; Phocidae
Gene: ACYP2
Product: acylphosphatase 2
Exons: 4
Coding region: 532-921 (129 amino acids)
Molecular function (GO): acylphosphatase activity
Source: RefSeq, a predicted model, not a curated record
AGUACAAACAGGGGCGCCUGGGUGGCUCAGUUGGUUGAGCGACUGCCUUCGGCUCAGGUCGUGAUCCUGGAGUCCCAGGAUCGAGUCCCGCAUCGGGCUCCCUGCUCGACGAGGAGCCUGCUUCUCCCUCUAACCCUCCCCCCUCUCAUGUACUCUCUCGCUCUCUCAAAUAAAUAAAUAAAUCUUAAAAAAAAAAAAAAAAAGCAACCACGUUUGGUUACCAAACUAUCGACAUCUGGGCACAGAAUCCGGCUUUUAUUUACCAACACUGAGAAACGAGCCCCGAGUUAACUGCAUCGCAGGGAGCGCAGAAGCGGCGCAUCCCUCCCGGGGAAGCCAGCCUGGCUCCGUAAGGGAGGAGGCGAGGGCGAGGAGGGAGGCCUCGGCGCCAGGGGCCGAGCGCUCUCUCCGUCUAGUGUCCUUAGCUACCCCGUUCGCGGCGCCCGCCGUUCAUUCGCCGCCUUCGACGCGUGACCCCGGCGCGCUCGCGUCCCGGGCCGGUGACAGGCGCGGGGUACGCCGACAGAGCCCAUGUGCCCCCUCCCUCUCCUGGCCGCCGCAGUUGCCGCGUCCCGAACCCCGCGCCGGCUCCUCGGCAGAGGACUUGCCGCCGCCAUGUCUGCCGCCGGGCGACUCAAAUCCGUGGACUACGAAGUGUUCGGGAGAGUGCAGGGUGUUUGCUUCAGAAUGUACACAGAAGGUGAGGCUAAGAAAAUAGGAGUGGUUGGCUGGGUGAAGAAUACCAGCAAAGGCACUGUGACAGGCCAAGUGCAAGGCCCCGAAGAGAAAGUCAAUUCCAUGAAGAAGUUGCUGUGGCUGAGGUCGAAGAGGUUGCUGCCUGUGUUCUCCUUUAGGAUUUUGAUGGAUUCCUGUCUCACAUUAAGGUCUUUCAACCAUUUUGAGUCUAUGUGUGUGGUAUAAUAUUCAACCAUAUUUCUAAGUAGUAGUAAAGCCCCAGGGAUGUGUAUCUGCAGCCUCCCUAGCAUGAUAGGAUCAAAGCUCUAAAAGGAAACUUAAAGACUUUCUAGUCCACCUCCCUCUCAUCAUGAGUAAUAAAUUCCAACCAUAGGGAGAUUACACUCCCCUUGCCAGAAGUCCCAAAAUUAGAUUGAAAAACAAGCUAGAACUAAAAAUCACAGUCUCUUCGGUCUCACACCAGUGUUCUUUUGGGUAUAUACAACUAAUAUUGAAAAUUUCUCUUACACUAUUUUUCUCUUCCAUUGUGCUUUGUCCUUGAGAUUUUUCCAUUUUACACUUCUCUUUGUAUCACAUUUCUGGGACCUCACAUGUGUUGCUUGGCUGUGCGUUCCUUCCCCAGCCUGCCAUUGCUGGGGAGCCAAGUUUAUCAAAGAUUUCUAGACAGUGACAUAAUCCCUUCCCCACCCGAAAAGACCUCUGUUAUUUGGUCUUCCUGGACAAAGUGCAUUGUCUUCCAAAUCCUGCUGUUUACUUAGGGACAGAAAGCUUGUUGGAGUCACCUGAAUAUCUAAAAAUAUGAUACAGCUGUGACAGUGCCUUUAGCAAAGUGACUUGAACCAACAGUAGAUGUGCCGUAAAUGCCACUAUAUCUUAAAGUCAUUUGUGGGUGGUAUUCAGAUUUCAGAAGACAUUAGGUCAUAAUAUGGUUGAUAAUCGUUAAAGGAAAAACAAAUGAUAAUGUAUUGUUAGUACUGUUCUUCUGAUUUUACACUUAUCCUUUGUUGUUGGAAUUUUCAUUAAUCAUCAAAAUUAGUAAAUGUUUUAUAUACUAAAAAAUUUUGUACACAAAUGGGAAAAAUCUAAACCAUUGGCAGAUUAUCUUGAUUAAUAAUUUUCUACUAUAAAACAAAAGAUAAGAUUUCUAUCCCUAUACAGUUAUGAGACUCUGGAGUCAGACUUGGGUUUGAAUCCUGGCUUUACUACUACCUUGGUGAGUGACCAAACACAAGUAUCUCAACUGAGCCCCAUUUUCCUCAUUUGCAAAAUGGGAACAGGAAUACCUUGUAGGGUUGUAUGAAAAUUAAGAGAAUAAUGCACAUAAAAUGCUUAGCACAGUGGUACCAUGAUGUAGGGACUUAAUAAAUGAGAGCUAUUAUUAGUAUAGUCUAUUGUUAAGGACUGUAAUAAGGUCUGUUUUCUUUUUAACUUAGAUGAAUUUAGAGAUUAAGGAGCAAAUAUCACAGUUUUGAUACCAUUUGGACCUGUAAUUUCAAAACAGCUCAUUUAUCCACAUACACUCCUUUCUUUCUUCUUUUUUUUUUUAAUGGUGGUUUAUUAAAGCACGGGGACAGGACUCAUGGGCAGGAGCUGCUGCCCCUCAAAUCAACUUAUUCUAAUAACAGAAACCUGCAAAAUAUAUUGCUUAUUUUACCAAAAUCAUCAUCAUUGAAAAUAAUUACAAGUAGAUCAUAUUACCAUGAAUCAAGCUUUGGAUUUACAUAAAGUUCAUAAACAUCUUCUAACCAAAGUCAUUAGUACAGUGAUUCAGUUCUAUCCUCGUAUUUUCUCUCAUCCUCUCUGAGACUUGGAAUUAAGGUAUAUGUAAUGAUUUGACUGAAGUCUCUGCUCUGGCUCUUCUUUCUUAGGACUUAUUUGGGUAGCUAUGCCAGUUAAAACUUACCUAAAACCUCAAGCCUAAAAAAUAAGUCAUUAACUUUUUUAUGAGGUUUUCAUUAGCCAAUUAUUAUUUAUUGACCAUCUGAUAAGUAGGAUAAAAAAGUACAAAGGACUAAUAUGAUUCACUCUACACAUUUAGAACUAUAAAUGACUUGGGCAUCUUUUUUUUGACACAUUCAUUAAUUUUGGAGUGUCUAUUUUGUGCUAGACAUAAAAUAUGUAUCCCUACAGAUACAGAGAUAAAAAGAUAAAUCUCUGAAGAAGCUUAUAGUCUAGUAUGGUGUCUACAAAGGAACUUGAAAGCCACUUCUUAUAAUAAUAUAAGCCUUCCCUGACACUCCUUAACUUCAGCUUGGGGAAACACCGUUCUCAUGUGGUCCCAUGGCAUUCUGUGCUUGUUCUUAUUUUAGCAUUUCUCACACUGUAUAUUGUCUCCUGUGCUAGACUCUAGGCUACUUGAGGACGGCACAGUGUCUUAUCCAUUACAGAAGAAAAAGAUAACUAAAACAUGAUCUUGGCCCUUAAAUAACUUAAAAUUGAGUAAUGAAGACCUAUAUAACCAAGUAACAUAUAUAAAGAACUACAGUAUAAGUUUGUAUGAAAUAAGUGCCUACAAAGUGUAUGCUGCAGGAGGUAGGGGGUUUGGGAUGUUUAGUUUUUUUUUUUGAAGAGAUGGCAUUUGAAUUGAAUUUUGAUAGGAUUUCCAUAGGUAAGGAGGGAGGGAAGAAAAUCUAAGAUGAGGGAAAGGCACAGAAGCAGGACAGUGCAUGAGCCCUAUGCGUGGGAUCCAGCAAGAUUAUUGGGUGGGGGCUUCAUUGUAACUGACCUUAAGUGCAGUAGCAAGGUGUUGGGACUAUGUUCUGCAGGCAGUGGUGUGCUGACAAGGAUUUCUGGGCAAAAAGGACUUGAUCACUUUGUCAAUAGGGUGAAUGUUGGGAAAAGAAAGAUUUAGGAGAGGCAGUCUAGAGAUUUCCAGUAAUGUAGCAAGAGAUGUUGUAGUGAAACCCAGAUCAGAGGGAAUAGAGCAAUUUUGAAAACAUUGUACAAAUGGACAUAUCAGACCCUGAUCUAGAGUAAGGGUUGAAGAUUGCAAUUUCACAGUCCUUUUUUCAAAGGUGAUGACAGAAGCUAUGACAGUGGCUAAGGUUACCCAGGAAAAGUACAGAGAAUGCAAGCCAGGCAAAGGCAUAGAACUUUCUGGAAAAUUUAUUUUUAAGGGGCAGGUAAAUCUACAGAUUUAGAAGAUGAAUAGAACUAUCUUUGGAAUUAAGGGAUUUGCCUACAAUUUAGGGCAGAGUCCCCUAGAACCAAGGUGCCCCCACCUCUAACUCGGUGCACUAUUAGUUUAAUGCUCUGGACCCUUGUUUAAUGCGAGAUUCAAAAAUCCCAGCUAUCACCUUUCUCAUCCCUAUCCAUCAUGGUAAGACAGACUAAACUUGAAUUUUGGACACCUUUACAUGAAUCAAAGUGUCCUAUAUGCCCUAUGCUUCUAGCUACUAGUAGCAAAGAGAAAAUUUUGCCAUUGGAAAACACAGGGCAAGCCAUCCAAAUGGAUGCCAUUUAAAAUUAUAAUGUGUGAUAUGAAUUGAUAGUAGGCAUUUUGAAAAGCCUAAUUUCUACCUUAUGCUUCAAAGGCAAUAAGUUAAUCUUGUUUAUUAUUAAAAGUUUUUGUAUCCCUUAUGUAAAAAAGAAAUCUACAUUUUCAACACUGAACUAUUUUUAUUAUCCACAAUACCUUGUUAUAUACAGAAAUGGAAAAAUUUUGCUCAAAUAAGCCAAACCAAAUUUUUUCUUUACAUUUUUAACAGAAGAUUUUGUUAUUAAUGACAGUCUUCUAUGGAAUGUGCCAAAGGUGUGGCUUAAAACUGUUCUUAACUCUUAAUUAUCAAUUGAAAUACUUAUACCUCAAAGAGGGAGCCCUGAAAAGAAAGGCUAUGAAACUUUAAUAAAGACCAUCCUAAUGAGCAAGUACAUAAUGGGGCCCAUCCUGAGACUAGCAUCAUCUAUUGCUGAACAAUAGAACUAAAUUAUACACAGGUUUUAUUUAUUUGGCUGGCAGAGCUGAACUUUGAAAUGAACUAUCACCUCAUAAAAAAAAAAAAAAAGAGGACCCAAAUAAACAAAAACAAAGGCAAAAAAAAGAGGAGAAAUAACACCAGAAAUACAAACAACUGUAAGAGAAUGUUAUGAAAAAUUAUAUGCCAACAAAUUGGACAACUUAGAAGAUAUGGAUAAAUUCCUAGAAACAUAUAAUCUUCCAAAUACUAAAUCAGGAAGAAAUAGAAAAUUCGAACAAACUGAUUACCAGCAAUGAAAUUGAAUCGGUCAUCAAAAAGCUCCCAACCAAUGAAAGUCCAGGAUCCAACGGCUUCACAGGCAAAUUCUACCAAACAUUUAAAGAAGAGUUAAUAUCUAUUCUUCUCAAACUAUUCCAAAAAGUACAAGAGGAAGGAAAACUUCCAAAUUCAUUCUAUGAGACCAGUAUCACCCUGAUAUCAAAACCAGAUAAAGACACCUCAAAAAAAGAACUACAGGCCAAUAUCUCUGAUAAAUAUGGAUGCAAAAAUCCUCAACAAAAUACUAGCAAACCAAAUCCAACAAUACAUUCAAAAAAUCAUUCACCAUGAUCAAGUGGGACUUAUUCCCAGGAUGCAAGUGUGGUUCAAUAUUCUCAAAUCAAUCAAUGUGAUAUAUCUUAUCAAUAAGAGAAAGGAUAGGGGCGCCUGGGUGGCUCAGUCAUUAAGCGUCUGCCUUCAGCUCAGGUCAUGGUCGCAGGGUCCUGGGAUCGAGCCCCACAUCAGGCUCCCUGCUUCUCCCCCUCCCACUCCCCCACUUGUGUGCCUGCUCUUGCUAACUCUGUCAAGUAAAUAGAUAAAAUCUUUAAAAAAAAAAAAGGAUAAAAAUCAUAUCAUUUCAAUAGAUGCAGAAACAGCAUUUGACAAAGUACAACAUCCAUUCAUGAUAAAAUCUCUCAACAAAGUAGCUCUAGAGGGAACAUAACAUAUUAAAGGCUUUAUAUGCAAAACCCACAGUGAACAUCAUGUUCAAUAGGAAAAACCUGAGAGCUUUUCCCCUAAGGUCAGGAAUAAGACAAGGAUGUCUACUCUUACUGCUUUUAUUCAACAUAGUACUAGAAGUCCUAGCUACAGCAAUCAGACAAGAAAAAGAAAGGCAUCCAAAUUGGUCAGGAACAAGUAAAAUUUUCACUGUUUGUAGAUGACAUGAUAUUAUAUAUAGAAAACCCUAAAGACCCCACCAAAAAACUACUAGAACUGACAAAUUCAGUAAAACUGUGGGAUACAAAAUCAAUGUACAGAAAUCUGUUGCAUUCCUAUACACUAAUAAUGAAGCAGCAGAAAGUGAAAUUAAGAAAACAAUGUCACUUAAAAUUACACCAAAACCAAUAAAAUAUCUAGGGAUAAAUUUAACCAAAGAGAUGAAAGACCUGUACUCUGAAAACUAUAAAAUGCUGAUGAAAGAAAUUGAAGAUGGCACAAAGAAAUGGAAAGACAUUCCAUACUUAUGGAUUGGAAGAAUGAAUAGUGUUACAAUGUCCAUACUAUCCAAAGAAAUACACAGAUUUAAUGCAAUCCCUCCCAAAAUACCAACAUUUUUCAUAGAACUAGAACAAAGAAUCCUAAAAUUUGUAUGGAAUCACAGAAGACCCUGAAUAGCCAAAGCAAUCUUGAAAAAGAAAAACAAAACUGGAGGUAUCACAAUUCCAGAUUUCAACUUACAUUACAAAGUGGUAAUAAUUAAAACAGUAUGGUACUGACAUAAAAGUAGCCACAUAGAUCAAUGGAACAGAAUAAAAAACCCAGAAAUAAACCCAUAAUUAUAUGGUCAAUUAAUCUUUGACAAAAGAGGAAAGAGAAAGAGUAAACAAUUAGAAAAAGACAGUCUCUUCAACAAAUGGUGUUGGGAAAAUUGGACAUAUACAUGCAAAAUAAUGAAACUAGACCACUUUUUUACACCAUACACAAAAAUAAACUCAAAACGGAUUAAAGAACUAAAUGUGAGACUUGAAGCCAUAAAAAUCCUUGAAGAAAACAUAGGCAGUAAUAUCUCUGACAUCGACUAUAGCAACAUCUUUCUAGGUAUAUCCCCUAAGGCAAGGGAAAUAAAAGGAAAAAUAAACUAUUGAGACAACAUUAAAAUAAAAAGCUGCUGCAGAAGGAAACAAUCAAUAAAAUUAAAAGGCAACUUAUGGAAUGGGAGAAGAUAUUGGCAAAUGACAUAUCCAAUAAAGGGUUAAUAUCUAUAAUAUAUAAAGAAAUUAUAAAACACAACACACAAAAAAUGAAUAAUCCAAUUAAAAAUGGGCAGAAGACAUGAUCAGACAUUUCCCCAAAGAAGGCAUCCAGAUAGCCAACAUACACAUGAAAAGAUGCUGAACAUCACCCAUCAUCAGGGAAAUACAAAUCAAAACUACAAUGUGAUAUCACCUCACACCUGUCAGAAUGACUUAAAAAAACAAAAAAACAAGGAUUGAUGAGGAUGUGGAGAAAAAGGAAUCCUCUUGCACAGUUGGUGGGAAUGCAAACUAGUGUGGCCACUGUGGAAAAGAGUAUGGAGGUUACUUAAAAGAUUAAAACAGAACUACUCUAUGAUCCAGUAAUUGGACUGCUGGGUAUUUACCCCCCAAAUCCAAAAACACUAAUUCAAAGGGAUACAUGCACCUGUAUGUUUAUUGCAGCAUUAUUUACAAUAGCCAAAUUAUGGAAAUGGCCCAAGUGUCCCUCAACUGAUGAAUGGAUAAAGAAGAUGGUGGUAUGUAUAUACAAUGGAAUAUUAUUCAGCCAUAAAAAAGAAUGAAUCUUGCCAUUUGCAGUGACAUGGAUGGAGUUACAGAGUAUAAUGCUAAGCAAAAUAAGUCAGAGAAAGACAAAUGCCAUAUGAUGAUUUCACUCAUAUGUGGAAUUUAAGAAACAGAACAAACAGGCAAAGGAAAAAAAAGACAAACCAAGAAACAGACUCUUAAAUAUAGGGAACAAACUGAUGGUUCACCAGAGGGGAGGUGGAUGAAAUAUGUGGUAAGGAUUAAAGAGUGCACUUACCACGAUGGAAAAAGAAAUGAACUAUCACAAGCCAUGAUUAAUGAACUGUUUAUAAGUGAAAAACUCUGAUAAAAGUCAGUUGACAAAAUGAACAGGUUCAGUAAACAUACUAAAAGUUGAUGGCCCAUACCUAGAUAAUUGAGUACUUUUAUCCUUAGAAAAUGGAUUUUAGCCAUUUGAAUGUGACACAGAAAAUGAACCCAUUAGAAUUCUCAGAUAUGGAAUCAUUGCCUACCCAAAAAGAUCUGAAACAUACUUUUGAAUUAGCCAGUCAUUUUCUAGUGUAGAGGUUCCAGAAAAAUGAUCAGGUUUUGUUUUGUUGUUUUUAAUUUUUUCUAUUGUUUUAUUUUCCUUAGUUUACUUUGGAUUUCUAUUUUUUUGCUUUUCUCAGGUGUAUUUCAUUAAAGGAUAAUAUACAUAUAGCAGUGUGUUUCACAGGUAUACAACUCAGUGAAGUUUCACAAAUUGAAUACACCCAGGUAUCCAGCACCCAGAUUAAGACAUAGGACAUCUCCAGUCCUUUAGAAUCCACCAUCAUAGUCCCUUCCAGUCAAUAGGUACCCACCCUCCAAAACUGUUGGAAGAUAAUUAUCAUGGGUCUCUGAUGUUUCUGCACUUUUGGAAGCAGAAACACUAACUGCCUUGGUUCAGAGUAUCUUUUCAAGGAUAUCCGUGAAUAGCCUUGGAAGACAGAAAUGGUGUUUCCCUCCAGAGCAAAGGGCAGGUUUGCUUACAGCCUUGAAAAAGUAGAGAUUUUGUCUCCUAUGGGUUUCCUUGCUGUUCAGUAUAAUAAAGAUAAUGUCUGCCUUCAAAGCAAAGGGCAGACAUGCUUAAUUCCCAUUAUAAAGGAUUCACUUUUUUUUUUUAAUAAUUUUUUUUUUUUUUAAGAUUUUAUUUAUUUAUUUGACAGAGAGAGAGAGAGAGCAGGAACAGAAGCAGGGGGAAUGGGAGAGGGAGAAGCACGCUUCCCGUGGAGCAGGGAGCCCGAUGUGGGACUCAAUCCCAGGACCCUGGGACCAUGACCUGAGCCGAAGGCAGACGCUUAACGACUGAGCCACCCAGGCGCCCAAGGAUUCACUUUCCUUCAGGCCAGGGUACCUCUCCUCUAACGCAGCCCACUGUGUGUGCAGGUGUCACGUGGCUUUCGUCAUGCUGCAGAUUAAGAGUUUUCAAAGGGCUCAAGAGAUGGGUAGAAAUACUGACACUGGCUGUUGAGCUGUAAGGUCCUUUGUCUCUGACUCAGCAUCUGCUAACUAGGCAGGAUAACAUGCUAAGUUUGUAAGUAGGGGGUCAGAUACCAGAAUCUUCACUGUUCUUGGUAGUGAUGACUGUUUGGACUUCUACCACCAUAGGUCAAGUGCACCUGUUCUUAAACUUCAUACAGAAAUGGAAUUAUAUAGCACAUACUCUUGAGUCUGGCUUCUUCUAUCCAACAUCAUGUUUGUGAGAUUCAUUCAUAUUACUACAUGUAGGCAUAGUUCUUUAUUUCUCACAGUAUUCCAUGGUGUGAAUAUUUAAAGCUUGUUUAUUUUUUCAACCAGUGGUGAAUAUUGGGGCAGUUCCCAGUGUUAGCUAGUAGAAUUGUGCUGUUAAAAACAUUUCUAUGCAGGUCUUUGUGAAUACAUAUAUGCAUUUCUGUUGGGAAUAUUCCCAGAGCUGGAUCAGAGGGUGUGCAUAGAGCCUGCCAAACAGUUGUCUAAAGUAUUCGUAUCAGGCUACUCUUAUACCAUUCUGGUUUCUCUGUGUACUUUCCACCCUUUUUAUUUUCCAUCUUUUUAGUUUAACUGUUUUUUCAGGCUGACAUGCUUUGAUUUUGCCAUAAUGUGUAUAAAUAAAGAUAAAUAUGCCAAUGGUACCCUUCCAAUUUUACAGAGCAAUCUCACAAGUCAUUUUGCUAUUUAGAAAAAGAGAUACAUCAAUGACUAAGCUGUUACCAGGGUAAAUUGUCAAGACAAUCAGAGCCACAAAUUUUUUGUUAGGGAAUUUUUCCAUGAAGACAACAAUUUCUGAAGUCUUCAGCUUCUGACAAGACCAAGUUAUUCAAAUUGCAUUUCUAAAGAUAAUUUUAACGGAAACAAGGUGAAACUGUUAAGAAUAUUCACAGAACUCUCCAUGGUAUACAGGAAAGAGAUGGAUAUUCUUCCAAAUGUUCCCAAUUGAAAAUAAAAUCUAUACUGCCAAAUCUUCCCAGUAAGCAGAAGCAGAGAAAGUAAUAGAUUUUACUAAAUACUAGUGAAAUUAAGGGCACAGUAGUAUUGUAUUAAUCUUCCACAUAAACAAGAUCACAUGAAGACAAGAGAGAAAACAGUCAACAUGGCACUGUUUUUCUUUAGAGAACCCUUUGCAAGGCAACAGAGUUAAUGCUUCAGCAACCUGCAGUUCUCCCAGGCCAGUCCUGAGAACAGUAUUCCUCCUCCCAUCACCACUCCCAGAGCAAGUUGUCCUUGCAGGCUCACAGUUGACCCGGUCUUAAUUCUAGGCCCUGCAUUUCAGACUCAGUCCUGCAUCUGGCCUUUCAUUCAGUUUUCCCUGCUUAGGGCACCAACCACAAUCUCUUUGGUUCCUUUCAUCCAUUCUGAACUGGAAACACUUUUCCUUCCCUGUGGACUGGUCUUCCUUUGAGCCCUGUAGUCAUUGCUAAGGGAGGGAGGGGUUGGAAGAGCGCAGAGGGGCAAUAAGAGCUCCCGAAGUUUCCUUGAAAGGACACCCGCUCUGCCUCUGGAGAUGACAAGAGAGCUAGAUUAAACUAAAGAGCCUGCUUCUGCAGAUGAGUCUGGGCUACCUUUUUUUUUUUUUGAGGGGGCGCUACUACUUUUUUUUUUUUUUUAAAGAUUUUAUUUAUUUAUUCAUGAGAGACAGAGAGAGAGAGAGAGAGGCAGAGGGAGAAGCAGGCUCCCAAGGAGCAGAGAGCCCGAUGCAGGACUCCAUCCCAGGACCCUGGGAUCAUGACCUGAGCCGAAGGCAGACGCUUAACCAUCUGAGCCACCCAGGUGCCCUGAGGGGGCGCUACUACUUUUAAAAAGAGGUAGAAGAGAUAUGAAAGAGGGAUGAGAAACAGAAGGAGAGGAGGAGGAGAAAGAGAAAGAGUACACCACCCUGGCACCUCUGACACUUGAUCAUGUUGAGGACGAAGAAAGGAGGCCAAUCAGAGUCCCUACAUUUUGUAUGAAUUCACUGGGCGAGGCUAAGAAAACUUUCUCACCAAAGACAUUACUGUUAUCCUUGCUGUGUGAAUUGGCUCUAACUUGUCCACUCAACCACAGCCAGACAGUCAGUAGUGCCUGAGUGAUGGUUGUGGUGGUGUGGAAUUAAGGUCUUUGAGGGGAGAAAUAGGAAUGCCUUUUCUGGGCUGGCAGGGAACCUAGGUCUACCAACACUUCUGAAGAUCAGGGUUGAUCAAAAACAAAGUGGAGCUGACAGUGGUCUGGAAAUUGUACAUCCAUCAGGCAGCAGCCCAAGGGGGGUGUAUAGCCAGGAGCAGGCAGCACUCAGUGACUGGAAGGGCAGGAAGACCAAUGGAGUUGGAUACAUCACAUAGGAACAAGUGGUACACUGCCGUUCACCCUGGGCUUGAUUAAUGCCCAGCAGUUGUCCACAGUGAUGAGCAGAGUGUGUCAAACACGCUUUUGAGGACACAUGAUAUCAUGAGCACUGGGUGUUAAGACUGAUGAAUCACUGACCUCUAUCUCUGAAACUAAUAAUACAUUAUAUGUUGAUUAAUUGAAUUUAAAUUUAAAAAUACAUUAAAAUUAAAAAACAAAACAACAGGCUCCUGAACAAAGCUAGAAAUCCAGGUGGUAGUAACCAGACUAGAGGUCCUGGGAACAAACAGGGUGCAAGCAUUAUAGAUAAAGACAGUGCAGUGUAUAGCAUCAUUUGUUUGACUUAGAAGAGUGUGAACCGUGCCACAGAGCAUGUAAUGUUAAUGCAGAACAGCCAUGAAGGUCUCAAUCCUGCAGUUGAGAGAGUGAGUUUUCAAAGGAAGCAGGGUGCAGAAAGAUCAGUACACAAAGAGUAAUAGGCAUACCCAGUGCUGUUGCCAAGGCACAGGUCCAGCAGGAAGUGGUAGGGGAUCUUGUAUGGGAGUACUUCCAAGGGCAGAGGUUAACCAGAUUGGAACCCAGAGGGAUCCCCAUUGGCUUCCUUAUCUGGCAGAGUCUAACUCUAUGGGCCCCUUCACACAAUAGGCAGUAUUCAAGUGGAUUUGGUCAGAGGUCCUCUUUGAUAAUCUCAGCAAUUGUGUCAGGCUCUGGAAGGUUGUGGUCUGAAAACCAACUGAAGAAGCUGCAGGUGACGUCUCGAUUCCUAUGAAUGGAAGACUAGAGUUCAUGGCCUGGGUGCCCUAUGAUUGGAGUGGCAAGAGGCUCCACUUGGUCGGAUGAUCUGACAUAUUCCUCGACAAUCAGCUUGUUUCUGCACUGUGGGUUUCUUUGAAAGAACUAGAACUUGAAGCCCACCCUAGGGUGUCUCCAAAUUGGCUAUGUACCUUAACAUAUCUGCUUCUUGGCCUCUAAUCAGGGUGGACAGCUAUCGAUGGUUCCAAAAGGCACUGACCCAGAAGCUGGGGAUAUUCUGAACAAUGCAGUUCCUCUGCUCUAGGAAGUGUUGACAUACCUGACCACACUUGUGCUGUAACUGUAGUACGGCUCUGUCAGCCUGAGCAUUCAGUCUCCACUUCUAGUUGGAUGGCCUCCAGGGAGCUCGCGUGGGCAUCCACGUUCAGGGACCAGGGACCUGCCUUGACCUUCACCUCAUUUACCACCAUAUUUUCCUUCACCAUUUCCAUUUCUUUACCUCCUGGCUUCUGCUCCACCACUUCAGCCCCCUCCUCCUCAUCUACUGCUCCUGGGAAGAUGGCACACCCUCAGUCUUUAUUUCCUUGGCCUUUGCCCGUCAUCACUUCAGACCCCAGCCUCCCUGAGCCCUGGAUUUCUAGGCCCUUGUUCCCAACAGGGCCAUGUGGCUCUUCACACUGAAAGCCAUUUUUUCAGGCUGCUAGCAGUUGCCCAGAGGCUGCUUCCAGGCUCUCCAUGGGUCAGUCUCAUGACCGUCUGUUUCCAUAACUUCUGUCAUCCUUCUUAUUUGCUUGUCGGUGUGUGGUGGUAUCACAUGGUGGUUUUAAGUUGCAUUUACCUAAUGUGUAACAAAGUGAAAACCUUUUCAUGUGUUUUGGGGCCAUUUUGAUAUCCUCUUUAUGAAGUGUCUGAGUCUUCUCCCAUUUUUCUAUUGAGUAUUCCAUAUUUUUCUUAUUGAUUUAUAGGAAUCCUUUACAAGUGCUAGAUGCAAAUCUGUUUUCAGAAAGGUGUCUUGCAAAUAUCGUCUCCCUUUCUGAGUUGCUUUUCUCUAUAUUAAGGAUGUCUUUGGAUGAACAAAAGUUGUAAAUUGUAAUGUAUUCCAAUUUAUCAUUUUCCCCUUUAGAUUAGGGCUCUUUGUGCUGUUUAAGAAAUCUUCCCUCUCUAAGAUCUUUCACUUUUAUAACUACAAUCGAUCUGAAAUUGGCUUUUGCGAAUGGUAUGAGAGGAGUCAAGAUUUGUUUUUUCCAUAUGACUAUUGAAUUGACCAGACACUGUCUAUUGAAAAGACCAUCACUUCCCCAUGCAUUAAAUGUUUCCAUCAAAAGUGGCAUGUGGCAUAUAUCAUUGGCCAGAGCCAGUCAGAUGGCCUUGCCCAGCUUCAAAAGGUCAGGUAAGUGUUACUGUCCCCUGAGCCUGGACGAAGGAAACUAGAAGUACUGGUGAGCACUAUAUCACUCAUCAAAGAGUAUAACUUGAGUAAUGUGUAAAAGACCAGCAGAGUUAGGCCAAAGAAAGUAGAGAAAAGGUAAUGAGGACUGUAAGAAGAGAAAAAUGAAUGACAGUAGAGUAUCAACCAAAGAUUAACAGUAAAAGGAGAGAGAAUGAGUUAACAGUACUUGGAAUGAAAUAUAUAAUCAUAAGUUAGAUCUUUAGUAGUGAUCUAAAGAAAUAUGAGAGAGCAUGUUGGACAACUUUUAUGCCAGUGCAUUUUCAAACCAGGAUGAAAUAUAUUCAUGGCAUGUAUAACUUAUUCACACUGAAAUGCAAUACAAAACCUAAAUAGACAUAGAAACAAUAAAUAAAUUGAAUCAAAAGUUUGAAAAGAAUCUUACCACAAAAACAGCAUGAGGCUGAAAUGGUCUUGAGACAAAUACUACCAUACCUUUAAGGAAUACUUAACCUACUAAACAUUAAAUAUUUAUUGUGUACCUGUGGUAUACCUGGCACUCUUCUAGGCCCUUAGGAUAUACUGGUAAAUAGAACAAAGAUUUCUUCCCUCUUGGAGUUUGUAACAGAGGAGAAAAACAAUGAAUAACAAGUAAACAGUAAAUCAUACCAGAAAGUGAUGAAUGUUAAGGAAAAGGAACAGUAAGAGUUGAAUAAGGGGAUUGAGGGUUCUGGGGUUGGGAGUGGGGAGUAGUAGUUUUAAAUAGGGUGGUCAGAGGAAGUCUCAUUGAAAAGGUAAGAUUUUGGCAGAGAUUCAAAGAUGAGAGAGUUAGCUAGUGGAUAAUCUAGAGAACAGCAUUCUAGGAAGAGAGAAGAGCCAAGUGGAGGCCCUAAGACGGGAGCAUGCCUAGGGUGUUCGAGAAAUAACAAGGAGAUCAAUGUGAUUGGAGCAGACUGAAUGAGAGAGGCCAGAUCAAGUAGGGUCUAAUAUGAUACUAUAAGAUGUUUGGUUUCUGCUCUUAGUGAAAUGGAAAGCCAUUUCAGGAUUUUGAACAGAGAACUCAGAAUCUGACUUAGGUUUUGCAUGGAUCGCUGUGGCUCUUGCAUGAGGAAUAGAUUGGAUGGGGGCAGUAGUAGAUGUAGGGAGAUCUUUUAGAAGGCUAUCAAAGUAAUCCAGGUGAAAGAAAUUUCCCAGAUCAAGUGGUAGCAAGGGAGGUGGAUGGUAGAUGCCCUAUAAUGGUAUAGGGAAAUGAAUUGGAUAGGGGAAAUAAGAAAAAGAAAGAAGUCAAGGAUGACUCCAUGGAUUUUGACCUCAGUAGCUGGUAAGAUGGAAUUGCCAGAAGCAGAGAGGGGAAGGUCGUGGUGGGACAACUCUCCACAGGGGAAUCAGAAGUUUGCUUUUGGAUGAGUUAAAUUUAAAAUCACUGUUGAACAACAGAGUUGAGAUAGUAGGCAUUAGGAAUUUGGAGCUCACAAGAGGUCUGGGACAGGGCUACAUAUUUGGGAAUAAUCAGCAUACAUGAUAUUUAAAGCCAUAGAGCUGGAUGAAAUCACCAAGAAUGUGAGUAUUGAUAGUCUAAGCCCUGGGGCCUCCAAAAUUACACAGUCAAGGAGAAGACGACUAAGGAGAGAUCAGUGAGGUAGGAGGGAAUAUGAGAGUGCGCAGUGUGCUGGCAGCCAGAGGUAUAAAGGAAAGUGUUCAACUGUGUGACAUGGUGCUGACAGGUCAAGUAAAAUGAAGUCUGAGAAUUGACCAUUGAAUUUUACAACAAAAAGAGUCACUGGUGACUCAGUAAGAGCACUUUCAGUGGAAUAGUGGUGGUUAGAAUGGGUUUUAAAAGGAAUUAGAGGAAAGAAAUUGGAGACAGUGAAUAUUGACAAUCCUUUUGAGGAAUCUGCUCCAAAAGGAAAUAGAGAAAUGGGAUCAUCACUUGACAAGAACAGUUUUGGAAGAGUGGGAGGGUGACAGCUUAGCUAUAAUGGGUUUAAGAGGAAAUGGAAAGGGAGAGAGUGAAAGCAGCAAGAAUACAUGACUCUUGGGGAGUUUUGCUUCAGAGAAGUGGGAUGAUGGCUGGUGGAGAAAGUGGGUCAAAGAAAAUGUUUUUAAAAUGGGACAAAAAGAAGUAUGUGUACAUGCUGAUGUCAGUGAUUUAGUAGGGAGCAAAAAUUAAUGAUGUGGGGGAGAGGAAGGAGAAUCAGUGGAUAGAUGUCCUUGAAUAGAUAAGAGCAGAUAGAAUCUGGUACCUAAGUGGAGGAGGAGGCUGCCUAUAGGAGCAUGACAAGUUCACCCAUGGGAACCAGCAGGAAGGCAAAGGAUGAGGGUGUGUAUGCUGGGCAGUGGGUAGAAGUGGUGGGAUCUAUGAAAUUCUCUUCUGGUUGUUUCAGUGUUGCCAGUCAAGUUUGGAAAGCAAGAUUAUCAAUUGAGUGCGGAUGAGGCAAGAGGCAGUGGGACUCUGAGGAGAGAGCUCAAGGUCAUGAAUUUAAAGUGAGGCCCAUCAGCCUGCUUGUGAAUUUUUCUUCAGCUACAUUCAGUGUACAGGCGCAGCAUGAGAAAGCAGAGUUAGAUUUAGAGCUGAAGCAAGAAGGGCAAGAGAAUGAUGACAAAAAUUGAUCUUAGAAUUUAAGCCUGGAGGAGUGGAGGACAUACAGGGAUGAGGGGCAGUGAAAUGGUGGCCUGAUCAAUACACUGGAAGACCCAGGGAACUGAAGAUCACUGGGGCCAAGUACCAGAGUGAGCUAGAAGGAUGCCGUAGUGUUCUGGGAGGGGACUGCAAGGGAUUGGUCAGAAUCCUCAUCCUUCCAAGUGGGGCUUGGACGAGGCCGACUGAGGGUGAGGCCAUUCCAGGGGAGGAGGUCAAUGAACCAGGAGGCCAGCGUGGGAAGGAUCGCUGAUGUGUAUAUUAAAAUCGCAGAACGGUAAGAUCAGAGAGCAGUGAGAAGGAGCCAGGAGCUAAAAUCAUUAAGAAAUGAGGGGAAUGAAGUUGGAGUGGCAUGAAUGCAGGACAUUAGGUGAUCUAAACUGAUGACGGAUUUAAAGCUGGGUCUGUAUUCUAGCGCCAAGGUUAAUUAUAUAGCAAUGCCACCUUUGGCUGAAAUCAGUGGGAAAGCAGACACCUUUAGAAUUGCAAUGUCACAGACCCUGUAUUUUACUAUUUUUCUUUUUCUCAAAGUGCCUAGAGGAAGGUUACACAUACAUUAGCUGAUCAAAAAUAAGGAAUGUUUAUGUUAUUUUUUUUAAUUGGAAAGUGAGCAGUGAUCAUACUGAGUUUAGUUUGAAAUGUAAUUUUCUCUUGGGGUCUCUCAUUCUGCUUGUGUCCUAGAGGAGACGGACUAGAAACUACUGAAAAGAACAAAAUAGGAUUUUAAGUUGGGACUUGAAACAUUCGGCUAUAUACCUACAUACAUAUAUAUAUACACACACACAUAUAUAUAAUUUUUUUUAGGAAGGGGAAUAAAGAGAGAUAAUACAAAAUAUCUGAACCAUCUAGUCAACCAGAGACAGAGGUGUGACAAGAGAGGAAGAGGGAAUGGGGAGGGAUAGAAGAGAAAAAGAGAAGGAAGAAAAGAAGAAAAAUGAGGAAAGAAGGAAGGAUGGCUUUUCAGGAGAAGUACAGUGUGACCACAGUUCUGCACACCGUAGAAUUGUGAGUGUUUGACUUCCCUGGGAAACAGGGAAAGCAUGCUCUUUUAACGGAUAAACUUAAGAUGAAUGAAGAGAGCCUGUGAAUUGUAUAAUCUUCUUUCCCUUGGACUCUUCAAAUCUCAAUGAGCAGUUGGUCCUUGUUUUGAAAAGGAUCUCUCACUCUUGACUGAAUUCUUCAAACAAGUGUGUUUGUCCACUGAUCUGGCAGAGCCAUGGUUCCUUGGGCUAGGCCAUCCAGCAUAGAACGCUGAGGGCCUCAGUACCGUGUUACUUGCUUAAGACUGAAAAGAAUGUUGGGUAGAGGAGGGGGGAGCUGCACACUUUGUUCAUUUCCUCAGUUUCCCAUAGAAAGCACAUGAAACUGUGUUUGCAGAGGGAAUGGUGAGAAAGAGGCUUUGCGUGAUUAACCAAGUAGCUUUAUAGGGAGCAGUCAUCUCUCUGUGGCCUCUUAGAAAAAGUAUAUAAAUAGAGAGAAGUGGAGUGAAAAUAUUUUAGUUACCAGAGUGUGGGUAAUGAUUUACUCUGGGAAAGUCAAUAAUUGUGAUUUAAUGAUUUUCUAGUAAUGCAGCACUCAGAGAGAGCAAAUACUCAUGACGGUGCCUGAUGGAUCUGGGAGAGGCUGAAGGUCUGUGUCGGGGGCUGGCCUGGCAGACCGGCUCCAGGGUGGCAGAGCCAGAUGGCAGGGGUGACAGAGGUCAGCCCAGGGGUCUACAGAGCCAUUAGAAAGAUGGAAAAAUACAGUAUAAAACAUGACAUAGAAAAUGUUUGUAAUAUGUAAAUGUUAAAUGUAAUCAUUCUAGCCUGAUUGAGAUAAAAGUAAUGAUUAAAAAUGAUACUAUAGCAAAUCAAAAUUUAUUUAUGAAAAUUUGAAAUAUUGUGGGAUCUUUAAAAAAAAAAAAUAACGUGACUUUAAAAAACAAAGUGCAUCAAUGGUGCCAUCAUUGCAAGAGCAUAUUUUUUGAGCCAAUACUGCCAACUGCUUUAAAGACUUCUUUUAGACCCUAUACUAGUUACAGAAUGGUGGACAGAAUGUUGUUCUAAUGCCUGGUGUUUUCUUCUCAGCUGUCAUUUUUAAAUAAUCUCUUAACAUCUUUUUUUCUCUAGAAACAGCAAUAUUUUUGUUUUGGUGCAUUAUGUCCUCACUGAACCCUCUGAGCUAGGUACUAUCAUUAGCCCCAUUUUACAGAUAUGAAACUGAGGUGCAGAAAUAAUAAGUAAUUUGCUCACAGACACAUAGUAAAUGGCAAAGUCAAGAUAGGAAUCCAGGCAGUCAGAACCCCCAGCUCUUCCUCUUAAACACUGCGGCACGCUCUGAGCCUUUCUCUGCCUCACUUUUCUCCUGGUGGUUGUGACGAUUAAAUAAGAUACGGAGCUCAGGCAGGGGAGGCAUUGGUUCUGUCGUUAUCUGUUUCCGUAUUGUUUGAUUUGUUGUAACAAACAUGAAUUAUUCAUGUAUUUUUGUAAUCAAGAAAAAAAAAUGAGGCCGCCUGGGUGGCUCAGUGGGGUUGAGCGUCUGACUUGGUUUCGGUUCAGGUCAUGAUCUCAGGGUUGUGAGAUUGAGCCCCCUAUUGGCUCCUUGCUGGGUGUGUAGCCUGCUUGAGAUUCUCUUUCUACUUCUCCUCCUGUCCUCCCCACCUCUCUCUCCCUCAUAAAUAAAUAAAUAAAUAAAUAAAUAAAUAAAUAAAUAAAUAAAUAAAUUCUAAGGCCUAUAUGACUCCCUGGCAUAGAGAGGCACCUGAUAAAGUUGUUGUUAUUACAUCUGAAAGCAAAGUUCUAGAGUUUCCACUUGACCUAGGAGGGAUUUAUGAGCUCUGGAAGCUUGGUUGUGAAGGGAAGAAAUAAGAUAGGGCAAUAGGCAGAGAAGAAUUCGGGUUAGAGGUUUCUAUUUUCCAAUGAGAAGGGCUUGUAUUUGCUAAAGUGAGGGGUGGGAAAAGGGGGAGGGAGAGCAAAUCGGUUAAGUGAGUAUGAGAACCAAUGGAGUUAAGUCCCAAGGAAUAGGGGGAGAGGGAUAGUCCUAGAACCUUGGAUAAAAUAACUUACCUUGAAAAAGGUUAACAUGACUUACCCGUUAGUAGAUAAGGCCCAUUUUUUUGAGCUCAUCGAGGUAACAAAAAUAACAAGAUCAUUUUGGAAAAUGAGAAGGGGAUGAAAAGAACUCUAUGGUUUUAUUUAUCUGCCUGGUUCUGGGCAAUGUGAGAAUAGGUUUUCUGAAGAGGAGCCAACAGUUUAUUUUUCCAUUUGUGGGUUACGAUGGUAAAAUGAUUGUCGGCAAAAGAACAUCUUUUCAAGUGUCUUCCCUUGGUGUAGGUCGGGGGUCAAGAAGAGGAGGUAUUUCUGCAGCUGGGAGCAAAGUUCAGAACUGUCUUCCUGGAAUGGGCUCUCAUUUCAGAGUCUAAAAUAGAUUUGAAAUACUGUGCUAUUUGGGAAUUGGAGCCUAUUCCUUCUAAGCACAUCUGUUGGUAGCUGUUGAAAUUCAAAUAAAUUCAAAUAAGGUCCAAGGAAUGCUCAUAUUACACUCACCGAUUUCAAGGAGCAUUUAAAAAACACAUUCAGAAAACCUACACUAGUCACUGACGGUACCAAAGACACAAAGCCUUGAUUUUCUGCCAGCCAUAGUUAUUCUGAGCCCAAGCCACAACAUUUAAUUUCUUUAAAAUGCCCCUUUCUCCCUACCUGAACUUUUCAACUGAGAUUCAUUUUUAUUUCCAAAAGUUUAAAUAUGAACUGCAUCACAAAGUCGUGUAUUUUGAUUUUGAUCAUUCUGCAGCCUUCACUAGGUGAAAUGAGGUUGUUGGACUAUUAAAGUCAGAAAGCCAGGGGGCGCCUGGGUGGCUCAGUUGUUAAGCGUCUGCCUUUGGCUCGGGUCAUGGUCCCAGGGUCCUGGGAUCGAGCCCUGCAUCGGGCUCCCUGCUCAGCGGGAAGCCUGCUUCUCCCUCUCCCACUCCCCCUGCUUGUGUUCCCUCUCUCACUGUAUCUCUCUCUGUCAAAUAAAUAAAAUCUUUAAAAAAAAAAAAAAAAAGUCAGAAAGCCAGCAUUGAACAGAUGCAUUUUCCCCUGUCUUUUCUCCAGUUUUAGUAAAUGAAAAUUUUCAUUUCAGUGUUAGAAUUAAGGGAACUUGGUAUAUCUACUUAUUUAUACACAAUUCCAUUUUAGAAAGAAAUCAGGGCAUCUCUAAAAAGGCAAAGACGGGGGCACCUAGGUGGCUCAGUUCGUUAGGCAUCUGACUUUGGCUCAGGACAUGAUCUCAGGGUCCUGGUAUCAGUCCUGCAUUGGGCUCCCCAUCAGCGAUCAGCAGGGAGUCUAUUUGUCCCUCUCCCUCUGCCCCCCCCAACUUGUGCUUGUGUGCGUGCACACACACACACACACACACACACUCUCUCUCUCUCUCUCUAAUAAAUAAAAUAUAUUUUUUAAAAAGGCAAAGACAGGACAGAAAAAUACAGAGAGUUCUCUUUUUCAUUAAGCCAUGACUCUCUGUAAGGAAAUGUGAUCUACCAAAUAUAUUGGAAGAAAUAAAAGGUUGUGAGUUUUUCUUUUUUUCUUAGUAGUUGAAAUUUUGACUAGAAUUUCAAAUAGCAUAUUCAUAUGUCAUCACCUGAAAGUUUAAUGUUAGAAGUAGAUACCACACCAGUACAUUACAUGAAUUAUCUCCUUUAGUUUAAACCUCAUAAUUACCCACCCUAUGGAGUAUUAUUAUUUCCAUCUUAUAAAUGAAGGUAUCCAAAGAUUAAAAAUAAGCAGUUCGCUCAAAGUCACACAACUGAGUCAGAAUUCAAACCCAUGUCUGUUAUUCCUGGUUAUUAACUCCUAAUCUAAAUUAUGUCUGUUAUAUGGAAUGCAGUAAAGGAGAAGAUGAAGGACCAUAAAAAGAAAUCAAAAUGUAUUAGGAGUUGUAAGACAUAAAUUCACAUGUAAAAAAUGAAGACAUUUGUCUAAAUUCAGGCAAACUUUUAAAACAAGUAUUAUGGUAAAAAUAAAGCAUCAGGGGACAUCUGGGUGGCUCAGUCGUUAAGCGUCUGCCUUCGGCUCAGGUCAUGAUCCCAGGGUCCUGGGAUUGAGCCCCACGUUGGGCUCUCCGCUCCACAGGAAGCCUUCUUCUCCCUCUCACACUCCCUCUGCUGUGUUCCCUCUCUCGCUGUGUCUCUCUCUGUCAAAUAAAUAAAUAAAAUCUUUAAAAAAAAAUAAAGCAUCAGGAAGGGGUAAGACAAACAGGAUACCAACAGCUCAGAACAAGGCUCCAUAGACAAAGGUGUGGCAAAAAUCGCAUAUGCUUGUUUCUCAAGGUGUGUUCCUUGCAUUUUCCAGCACCUUUUGGAAACAUGAGUGGUCUAUGUAAGGUUCUGGCACAGUGAAAGAUCCUUCCCCUAGGAAAGCUAAUAACUUGCCAUUUGACACUGAUAUUCCUAUUUUCUUUCAACUCUUUACUUUCAUCUAAAAUACCGUAGGUGGGGGUGCCUGGGUGGCUUAGUCGUUAAGCAUCUGCCCUCAGCUCAGGUCAUGAUCCCAGGGUCCUAGGAUUUAGCCCCAUGUCAGGCUUCCUGCUCUGCGGGGAGUCUGCUUCUCCCUCUCCCCUUCCUCUCUUCCAUGCUCGCUCGCUCUCAAAUCAAUAAAUAAAAUCUUUAAAAAAAUUAUAAAAUACCAUAGGUGCUUAAAUAUACCAUAGGUGUUAGAGUCUAUAAUGUUCAACAACUAGUAUUGUCCAACUGCGAGUAUAGCUGGUUCCUCCUUCCUCCUCAGAUUUAUAUACAGAAAAAAUAUUAUCCAUGAUUCCACUAUUCCAUGUCAGUAGUGACUUUCACUUUUGUCUUCAGUAUGCACAGUAAGAGAAUUAUUACUGGGCUCCCCUCCACCAAUCAAUAAGAACAAAUUUUUCCAGUUUUUAUAAUUAUAACUCUAAUGCUGAUGUAAUAGUCUAUUCAGUUGAUAUAGUACAGUUAUAUUGGGCAUUUUGCUUGUUUCCAGUUUUUGCUGUUUUAAAUAGCCUUCUAAUAUUAGUUAUAUAUUAUAUAAAUAUAAUACAUAUAUUUGAGUAUAUAUUUUAUUAUAUACUUAUUAGUAUAUAUAAUUCACAUACAUUUCUUCAUAAUUGAAUUGUAUGUUUAUAUCCUUUGACCAUUUAUCUCUUGAGGUUUUAAUAUUUUUGAAGGUUUGAAUAAAUUCUAUAUUAUAUAUGCCAACUUUUUUUUUAUCAUAAUACAAAUGUUCCCCAGUUUUUUGUUUUUUUAUUUGUGUUAGUUUUUAAUGUUACAGUCAUUUUCUUGCUUGGUUUUUGGAGCCAUUUAUUUUUUUCCUUUAUGAUUUCCAUUAUUGUUACAAGCUUUUCAGAGAUAUAUCCCUCCGAAGAUUUCAUAAAUAUUUGAUUAUUUCUCCUUGCUUUGCUAAGAGUUAAAGUAAAUAUUUAACUCUUUAAUCCACUAAGGGCUUACUCUGGUAUGUGGUAUGAAAGCCGAUCCAAAUCAUGUUUGGUUUUGUAUUUGUUAGCCAGUUAUCCUGGGAAUUCUUAAAGUAUAGUUAGGCAAUUGUUAAAUAACUAUUACUUCCCCUAAUUUUAUGAUAUUUGUAAAUUAAUUUCUCUUUCCAUACUGCCUUAUUUAUUCAUGUAUUUAUUUCUAAAGAUUUAUUUACUUACUUUAGAGAGAGAGCACAAGGUAGGGAAGGGUAGAGAGGGAGAGGGAGAGAAUCUCAAGGAUACUCCCUGCUGAGUGUGGAGCCUGACAUGGGGCUCAAUCCCAUGACACUGAGAUCAUGACUUGAGCUGAAACCAAGAGUCAGAUGCUUAACCGACUGAGCCAUCCAGGCACCCCUUAUUUUAAUAAUUAAUAUGUUCUGUUUUAGGAUUUCCUAGGAAGUAGAUCAUCAUUAUACUCACGGUUUCUUUGUUAGCAUGGAACUUUAAUAUUUAACAAAUAGUAAUUAACUGUACUUGCUGAAAUCUGUUUUCCUAUAUGAUAACAUAGUAUAUAUCUUUACAUAUGGCUCAUAAAAUUCUUUGUAAUUUUCUUUAUAAAUAUUAUAGACAAUUCUAAGUUUAUCCUCCCUCUUGUUUUGUUUCACUUAGCCAUUUUGAAUGGAAUUUCUUCCUUUUUUAUUAUAUUACUGAGCUGGUACUUACCAUCAUAAAAAAAGCUCCUAGUGGGGCGCCUGGGUGGCUCAGUUGGUUAAGCGACUGCCUUCGGCUCAGGUCAUGAUCCUGGAGUCCCGGGAUCGAGUCUCGCAUCGGGCUCUCUGCUCGGCGGGGUGUCUGCUUCUCCCUCUGACCCUCCCCCCUCUCGUGCUCUCUGUCUCAAAUAAAUAAAUAAAAUCUUUAAAAAAAAAAAAAGCUCCUAGUUAUGGUAAUUUCAUUAUAAAGCCAGUCACUUCAAUAAACGCAUAUAGGCUAAUAAAUUGAAACAGAUUCUUAGGAUUUCUAGACCUGCAGUCACCCUUUAAAACAUCACAUUUCAUUGGCACUGAGUACACACUAAAUGGAGUCGCCAUUAUUUGCAUAUUGAAAAGAGCAUUGGGCUGGAGAGUCAGGAAAUUUGAAUCCUACUUUCAUAUCCUCAACUGAGAAAGGCAUCUAUGAAGCAUCUUGUCUGGGUAGGCACCCUGCUAGGCAUUUGACAUAGGCCAUCUGGCCUAAGGCUUAGAAUAAUCCUACAGAGUAUACAUACAUCUUUAAAUACCAUAAACAAGGAAAGUAAAGUUGAGCGAAUAUAGUAGGCCAAGGCUGGCCCACGCUAGGCACAGGGAAGCAGUAAGAAAUGGAAUACCCAAGUGCCCAACUGUGGCAGUCUGUGGGUCCGCAGCCUGGCGUUCAUGACCUGGCCGGUUUACCACUCCCUGGGGGCUGCAGUGACCAGUGAACUUCAGCCAAGGGUCUGUGAGGAAGGCGAGAGGCAUGGAGAAGCUGCAUCAGCUCACUUUCAUCCUUAUCUUGUACAUACACUUUACACUUCUUGCCUUUGGGUCAUGGUAAGUUUGUGUGAAACUGUCCUGAAGGAAGUCUGUGUUCCCAUGCUCAUCAGUCUUCCAACCCAAGUCAGCCCUUUGAGGUCUGGCAUAAUUCAGUGGGUUAAAGAAUUUGUCCCAAAUCAUAUGAAUAAUGAUGGAGUAAGUGGCUUGCUCAACAGCCAGUGGUUUCUCCAUUCUCCCAGUGAUGUCUACACCAGUGAUACGGUUCAGGCCGUUCAUCUCACCUCUCAGUACUGUGAUUUCCUCAUCUGUCCAACAAAAGAGUCCGAUAAAUGGUCCAGUUCUGACAGGCUGGACAACUCUGCUAUUAAAUACACAUUACAUACUUCUUUCCUUCAAGACUGCAAAUUUCUCAAAGUCAGAGACUGUACUUUCCACAAUCUCGAAUCACUCCUAUUGCUUUGCAUAUAACAAGUGUCCAGUGAAUAUUGAUGCAGAAUGAGUGAAUUACUCAGUCAAAGAAAAUAGUCUUAGUGCUUUUCUCACAAGACAUUUGCAAUGCUAGGACACAAGGAACGCCUACGAUAUUUCACGUUUCAAGUGUGGAGUCUUAUAAAGACUGCAUUGGUCAUGAGCCUUUUCACGGGAAGAUGCUUACUUAGCAAGGGUCAGCUUGUUUUCAUCUGAAAAGAACAAAGAAUGGAGCUUAGGGAAGCAGGAGGCCUAGGAAGGAUCAAGGCGGGGGCUGUGGUAGAUAGACUUUUCUCUAAUAAAGCUGUUUGGGCUCUUUCUAGCUCUGUGCUGCUAUGACAGCAACAAUACGAAAAAACUGUGAGUCUUCAGGUUUAACAAAACUAAAGCCUGUCCAAACCCAAUCUUGAGUAAAUGACAAACUAUGGGGAGCAUGCCUUAACAUCUCCAUUUGGGCAUGCGCUAGGAACUACUACGUCUUAAGUUCCCGUCUAUAAUUGAAGCUCACAAUGUGUUCAAUGCACCCUUAGAAGAUAGAAGUCAAUCACCUCUGCAUUAUUUAAUAUUCUUUUUAUGCCCCCCAAAUCCAAAGGAAGAUAUACAGCCCUCGGAAGGCAUAGCGUCUGUGGAUUUUGUAAUUACUGGUUUUAAACUUAAAAUCUCACUGAAGUCUCUAGUUAACAUUUCUAUACCUUUAUGUCCGAAACCUUCUGAGCAGAUAUCCCAACCACCCUCCUGUUCCUUUGACUACCCCCAGCCAAAGAGGGUAGGGGGGAACACCUGCAUGGCCACUCGUUAACAAAAUUUAUUUUUGGAAUAAAAACAGCAAUUUGCAGCACGCUCAAGUGCCUGGCUUUGUCUCCUGAGCUUCACAAAAACCAGCAUCAUAGUGAGACAAUACAAUUAUUGUUCUCUGAAACUAAAAGACCUGUCUGGGGGAAAAUAAACAUUUUUUGUUGGAAAUUACUUAGCAUAUCAAACAAUUUUUAACUGGGUUUUUUUAAAAAAGGAAGCCUAGGGGGCGCCUGGGUGGCUCAGUUGGUUAAGCGACUGCCUUCGGCUCAGGUCGUGAUCCUGGCGUCCCGGGAUCAAGUCCCGCAUCGGGCUCCCUGCUUGGCAGGGAGCCUGCUUCUCCCUCUGACCCUCCCCCCUCUCAUGUGCUCUCUGUCUCUCAUUCUCUCUUUCUCAAAAAAAAUAAAAUAAAAUAAAAUCUUUAAAAAAAAAAAAAAAAAAAAAAGGAAGCCUAGGGAGGAAGAGCCAUAAUGAAUCAAACUGUUUUUUAAUGAGCUACAGUAUUUGCAGGAAAAGAAAAUAUUAUAUAAACCAAGAAGAGCUUGCCUAACAUGGUUAUAAAGGAGAAGGAUGAGAACCACAGCAACAUGUUAGUGCUGCCCCAGUAAAGAACAACACUGGUGGUUUCCUUAUCUUUUAUUUAUUUAUUUAUUUAUUUAAUUUAUUUUUUUAUUAUUAGGUUAUGUUAAUAAUCACCAUACAUCACAUCAGUUUUUGAUGUAGUGUUCCAUGAUUCAUUGUUUGCGUAUAACACCCAAUGCUCCAUGCAGUACGUGCCCUCUUUAAUACCCAUCACCGGACUAACCGAUUGCCCCACCCCCCUCCCCUCUAGAAACCUCAGUUUGUUUCUCAGAGUCCAUAGUGUCUCAUGGUUCAUCUCCACCUAUGAUUUCCCCUCCUUCAUUCUUCCCUUCCUGCUAUAUUCUUUUUUUUUUUUAACAUAUGAUGUAUUAUUUGUUUCAGAGGUACAAGUCUGUGAUUCAACAGUCUAACACAAUUCACAGCACUCACCAUAGCACAUACCCUCCCCAGUGUCUAUCACCCAGCCACCCCAUCCCUCCUACCCCCCACCACUCCAGCAACCCUCAGUUUGUUUCCUGAGAUUAAGAAUUCCUCAUAUCAGUGAGAUCAUAUGAUAAAUGUCUUUCUCUGAUUGACUUAUUUCGCUCAGCAUAACACCCUCCAGUUCCAUGCAUGUUGUUGCAAAUGGCAAGAUCUCAUUCCUUUUGAUGGCUGCGUAAUAUUCCAUUGUGUAUGUAUAUAUAUAUAUAUGUGUAUAUAUAUAUAUAUAUAUACACACAUAUAUAUAUAUAUACCACAUCUUCUUUAUCCAUUCAUCUGUUGAUGGACAUCUUGGCUCUUUCCACAGUUUGGCUAUUGUGGACAUUGCUGCUAUAAACAUCGGGCUGCACGUACCCCUUCGGAUCCCUACAUUUGUAUCUUUGGGGUAAAUACCCAGUAGUGCAAUUGCUGGGUCGUAGGGUAGCUCUAUUUUCACCUUUUUGAGGAACCUCCAUACUGUUUUCCAGAGUGGCUGCACCAGCUUGCAUUCCCACCAACAGUGUAGGAGGGUUCCCCUUUCUCCACAUCCCUGCCAACAUCUGUCAUUUCCUGACAUGUUAAUUUUAGCCAUUCUGACUGGUGUGAGGUGGUAUCUCAUUGAGGUUUUGAUUUGGAUUUCUCUGGUGCCGUGUGAUGUUGAGCACUUUUUCAUGUGUCUGUUGGCCAUUUGGAUGUCUUCUUUGCAGAAAUGUCUGUUCAUGUCUUCUGCCCAUUUCUUGAUUGGAUCAUUUGUUCUUUGGGUGUUGAGUUUGAUAAGUUCUUUAUAGAUUUUGGAUAUUAGCCCUUUAUCUGGUGUGUCAUUUGCAAAUAUCUUCUCUCAUUCUGAAGGCUGUCUUUUGGUUUUGUUGACUGUUUCCUUUGCUGUGCAAAAGCUUUUUAUCUUGAUGAAGUCCCAAUAGUUCAUUUUUGCCCUUGCUUCCCUUGCCUUUGGCGAUGUUUCUAGGAAGAAGUUGCUGCGGCUGAGGUCGAAGACGUUGCUGCCUGUGUUCUCCUUUAGGAUUUUGAUGAACUCUUGUCUCACAUUUAGGUCAUUCAAACAUUUUGAAUCAAUUUAUGUGUGUGGUGUAAGGAAAUGGUCCAGUUUCAUUCUUCUGCAUGUGGCUGUCCAAUUUUCUCAACACCAUUUGUUGAAGAAACUGUCUUUUCUCCGUUGGACACUCUUUCCUGCUUUGUCGAAGAGGAGUUGACCAUACAGUUGAGGGUCCAUUGCUGGGCUCUCUAUUCUGUUCCAUUGAUCUAUGUGUCUGUUUUUGUGCCAGUACCAUACUGUCUUGAUGAUGACAGCUUUGUAAUAGAGCUUGAAGCCCAGAAUUGUGAUGCCACCAACUUUGCUUUUCUUUUUCAACAUUCCUCUGGCUAUUCCGGGUCUUUUCUGGUUCCAUACAAAUUUUAGGAUUAUUUGUUCUA